Messenger RNA from Drosophila suzukii, 1398 nucleotides. The record is from RefSeq and is a predicted model, not a curated record. NCBI's taxonomy places the organism in Eukaryota, Metazoa, Arthropoda, Insecta, Diptera, Drosophilidae.
GACGCCGAUCAAGAAGAGCAAAAAAGCGCAACCAAAUUUAAAAACUUUAAAUAAAGACUGAUAAGUUUACAAAUCAGGUGUGGGGUUUGCCCAAAUGUUGCGCAAUGUUAUCAUACAGUGAGGUUGUUAAGAUGUCCAAAGACGAGCUGCUGGAGCUCCUUUCCGAGAAGGGCAUCAUGUUCGGGACUGAUGCAACAAUUUACCAACUCCGUGCUGCGUUAAACCGUGCAAGGAAUCUGGAGGCUAACAUCGAGGACGCCGAGGACACAGAGAUCCAGGGUCAAGAUGAGGAGCAGGAUUCCCCGAGCACACCGAAGCUUGCAAACCGCAUGCUAACGCUGAUCGAAGACCGUGACAAAUUGCAAAUGGCCGACGCUGUGGCGCCGUUAUUGGAACCUUCUGGAAGUUCGCAGCAAACCGUUAUGAACAUGUCGAGGCAAGAACAGAUUGAGCAGAACAUUCGCUCAAUGGCUCGCGAAACGUCGGAAAUCAAUCAGAUGAUGGAACUGUACACCGCUAGAAAGAAGCUAGCCGAACUCAAAUUGAUAGUCGCCGAAUUGGAAGGCAUGACUACAGCGAAUGCUUCCAUACAUCAAGUCGAUCUGAAGGAUGUGGAGGCCAUGAUCCCGGAGUUUUCAGGAGACGACAACCUGUCGGUCCAGGUUUGGAUCCGUGAAUUGGAAAAAGCUGCCGAGGUUCAUAAACUAAGCGUUACACAAUGCCUAUCUAUUGGCACCCGUCUUCUCCGAGGAUCAGCUAAGCAAUACAUGCUGUACGAAAAGGUGUCUUCCUGUCCAGAAAUGAGCGCCACGCUCACCCAAGUUUUUGGAAACAGAAUGUCAAACCAGGAAAUUGCGAAACAACUGCAAAAACGCACAAUUGGGAAGUCCGAGACCUUGAUGCAGUAUUUCAUAACAAUGCGUAAUAUCGCCCAGCAAGGCAACUUUGAUGAAGUAGACGUCGUGAAGUACAUCGUCGAUGGACUAGAGGAACACAGUGGACGCGCUGCUCCACUCUACUAUUGUAUCACGUUGGAUGAGCUACGUCAAAAGUUAAUGCGAUUCCAGUCUGUACGUCUGGAGUCCAAUCGUAAAGCCGUCACCAUGAUCCCUCGCCCAGGAGCCGUAAUUCCAAAAGACACUAGAUGCUACAACUGCCGACAAAUGGGGCACACCGCCAAAGAUUACAAGAAGCCGAAAAGACCGGACAACGGAUGCUUCAUCUGUUUUGAAGUGGGCCAUAUGCACCGUCAGUGUCCCAAGCGCACCGUGGGCUUUACCUUGCCAGAAGCUGAAGAAACCAUGGAUGAAAAGCCGUUUAUUCAGUUAAUACCGGAAGCCCAAUAAGCUUUUUGGGAAAGUCAUACUAUCCAUAUUUAAAUAAAGAUCAUCAGCUAAA